Phytomonas sp. EM1 is the source of this 954-nucleotide messenger RNA. The record is from the annotation of a GenBank genome assembly. NCBI's taxonomy places the organism in Eukaryota, Euglenozoa, Kinetoplastea, Trypanosomatida, Trypanosomatidae.
AUGGGCGGGGACCUUGGGAAUGUUCUGCCGUCUGAUUCGGAAACGAGUGCGACUUCCGGCAGUGAGAGCCACAGUCGUGGUACUUCACCGUCAUUGACUUCAUCGCAAGGCGAGGGGGUGCACGAGCCGAUGCUUUGGGGGCUUGGACUUAUGGGCCACGAAGAGCAACAGGCAGCCGCUGUGCAUCAGAGCCUUAAGAUGAGCCAUGAGCACCAUCAACGUCGGCUACUUUCCCAACGUCGACUUGCGCACCCGGAGGUUGCGCGGGUGGGUGACUCAUACGCCUUCCUUCUCCGGCUAGAGCAUCUCGCAAAAGACGAUGCUGUGCUCUUACAAACCUUCUCAAAUGGUGACUUUUUCAAGCGACUUUUAGAGUUACUUGAGACACCUCAAUCAGCGGGCAGCGGUCGGAACGAUGUGGUAGCCAUAGAUGAGAUCCUCUACAGGGCAAACCCUCUCUUCCGUGAGAAGUACGCAAUACUGAUGAGGACAAACCAACUUAACAAUGAUGAUCGUGGGCCCGGGAGCGCUAAACUCGCUCGAAUCAGUGAGUACGCUGAAGAGGAGCCAAGUGCACAAGCCAUGACGAGUAGUUGGCAACCUGUAUCUCUGCGGAAGCGAGCGGCGCGUGGGAGGGAUUCGGGUACAUCCUCUACAGAGCAGCGAUCCGCCAUGAAGCGGCAGCGAAAGGAUAAAAAGGUUAGCUCCACCUCAUUGGGUCUGGUGGCACAAUCGAUGCAGGAGUGGGAGAAGCAUUUAGAGGCCGAGUUAGUUGCCGAGGGUGAGACCGUUGACAGCUUCCGGCAGGGGAAAUCCAAGUCCAGCUAUGUCGAGAAGGAGCAGUUCCAGAGGGAAGCACAAUGGAACGAAUUUUUACGAGAGAAGGCUCUUGAAGACCAGCAACGCGAGUUGGCUGCAAAGCGUGCGAUUCGUAGGGGGGAGGUUGAUCCGUAA